AUGACAGCCUGGAUUCUGCGCUAUGUGAGAAAUUCGAGGCCAGGCCGUCGAACGUCGGGUCCCAUCACCGUUACGGAAUUAGCCGAGGCCGAGAAGCACUGGACAAAACACGUACAGGGACAAUGUUUUACGACAGAGAUUACGUGCACCCUGGAGAACCGGAAGCUACCAGCAAAUUCUCCCCUACGCACAGUGACCCUGUUCAUCGACAAGGAGGGCCUGCUCAGAAUCAACGGCCGACUGCAGUUCAGUGGGAAAGUGUACGAUGAACACCAUCCCAUUGUUCUGCCGAAGACGCACCAUCUGUCAACGUUAGUAGUGCGAGGAUGUCACCGACAGCUGCUUCACAGUGGUGUGCGGGACACAAUGGUCCAAGUAAGGGAAAGGCACUGGAUCGUAGGUGCACGACAACUGAUAAAGAAGGUCAUCAAACAGUGCAUCAUCUGUCAGCGAUUCCGCUCAAGACCAGCGGAAGAAGCGGUACCAAAGGAACGAGUGCCAGAGGCAUUACCUUUCGAAGUCACCGGAAUCGACUUGGGUGGGCCAUUGUUAGUAAAAGGCAAGAGGACUACCCACAAGUCGUACAUCACGCUUUUUACAUGCGGUGUAACUAGGGCAAUUCACCUAGAGUAUGUUGAAGAUAUUCUACAGACAUGUUUCUACGAGCAUUCAGACGAUUCGUCUCACAACGAGGAGUACCACGGAUCAUCUACACUGACAAUGCUCUGA
This is a messenger RNA of Ornithodoros turicata, 729 nucleotides long. RefSeq lists its product as uncharacterized. The coding region runs from base 1 to 729 and encodes 242 amino acids. The transcript has a single exon. NCBI's taxonomy places the organism in Eukaryota, Metazoa, Arthropoda, Arachnida, Ixodida, Argasidae. Gene Ontology annotation, molecular function: nucleic acid binding. The record is from RefSeq and is a predicted model, not a curated record.